GCCCCUUAUAAUAUGGAUUCAAUAGACUACUAAGAAGCGAAAUUCAAAUUUCAAGGUGUUCGCAAACACUUCUUUAAGGAUGUCAUUUAUCAUAUAACUGUGUUUGAUGAUAUGGUCACUAUGGGAACAGUAAAAACAUUAUAUAAUUGGUUUAGACUUCGGAUUGCCAAAACCCGAAAUACAAACUGAAGCUGAAUCUUGAAACGAAAAUAAAUUGGGAGUUGCGAAAGAAUAAGGAGGAACUCGAUUGCUUUGAGUUUGAGCAUUAAAACAAAAGGAAAGUUGUUCAUGCCUAGCCAAAGGAUUUAUUUAAGUACAGUUUUGUUUAAGUAUUUUAGAUUCAAAGAACUAUUAGCAGGAAAAGUGACUUUUGAGGGCAUUGGCGAUUUAUUCUAACCACUAUAUCAGAUAGGGAAGGGAAGCUCAGCAAAAGUACAGCAUUUUUGUUGAUAUGUAGGUGUAUAGUGCAAAGAGUGCAUUAGAUUAAAGAGUAUAUGCGGUGAAGGCAAUAGAGAAGGCUUUUCUUAAGAUAUCUGAGAAUGGAAGCGGAUUAGUAAAUAUAUUUAAGAUUUUUAGUAAGGUUUUUAAUCUGAAGUUCAAAUUCUCAGAGCAUUAUAAUAAUACGAAAGUAAUUUUCUGGUGUUGAAGGAGAUAUAUGAGGGUGACAACACUCUGUAUGUGGUUACAUCCUAUUUGGAAGGGUUGAGUCUGAGUGGAGAAUUAGAAAAAGCCAAGGUACAAUUAAAUAUUCAUAUCAAGACUCUGCCCAACAAAAGACUACCAAUAAACAGUAUCAAGAUAAUAAUGAGGAAACUUUUGACCAAUUUAAAAAUUCUGCAUUCUCAUCGUGUAUUAAUUUAACAUUUAGUUAUAGAUUAUCCAUAGAGACUUAAAACCAGAUAAUUUGAUGUUUUCUAGAAAGAAUGAUUAUACGUCGUUAGUUCUAGUCGAUUUCGGAUUGGCCACUUCAGAACUUCUGGACAAGUAAGAAUUAUAAUCAAUUAUAAGGUAUUUGUUUCCCAAAUGCGGGACACCUGGCUAUGUGGCUCCUGAGGUAUUGAUUAGUAGAUCAGAUCUAAGAUAUAAUUGUAAGGUUGAUAUAUUUUCUGCAGGAUGCAUUUUUUAUAAAUUACUUACUGGACAUAGUUUGUUUAUUGGAUAGAAUUUCGAUGAAGUCUUGAAAUCUAAUAAAAUGUGUUAGAUCGAUUUGGAUCUACCCAUUGACGGCGUUUACAUUACAGAAUAAUCAAUAGUAAUUAUUUCUAAUUAUUCUAGGAUAUUUUGAGGAGGAUGCUAAACAAGAAUCCAAAAAUCAGGAUCAGUGCCACUUAAGCUCUGCAACAUUAGUUUUUAGACUCCAAUAGUGAUUUCAGCACUUAAGCUAUUUAAUCAACUGGUUAAUAAAUGACAAAAAAUGCAAUUUAUUAAUUGAAUUUGGCUGAAUCUGAAUCCAAAUAUAAUAGUUAAAAUGAGAUUAAUGAUGAAUAAUAGUAGAAUUCUAAAAUUAAUGAUACAAAAAGAUAUUUAUUGAUGAAUGAGAUGCCACUUUCAGCCAAAAGAAGCAGUGGAUAGUUUUCAGGUACUUUUUAUCACAAGGAUCCUCUAUCAGCUGUAAAAACAAUUAAGAUUACAAAUGAAACAUCAUAGCCACUUAAAUUAAGUAGUCAUUAAUCAGCUUCCUAAUUUUGA
Molecule: messenger RNA, 1689 nt
Organism: Paramecium octaurelia
Lineage: Eukaryota; Ciliophora; Oligohymenophorea; Peniculida; Parameciidae
Source: the annotation of a GenBank genome assembly